This is a messenger RNA of Doryrhamphus excisus (bluestripe pipefish), 3286 nucleotides long. Its product is annotated as radixin-like. Gene Ontology annotation, cellular component: cytoskeleton. The record is from RefSeq and is a predicted model, not a curated record. Gene Ontology annotation, molecular function: actin binding. Lineage: Eukaryota; Metazoa; Chordata; Actinopteri; Syngnathiformes; Syngnathidae.
CCGUUAUAGUUUAUUCCGGUGAGCAAGACUCUCAAAUCGCCUUAUGGUUGUUAGACAUCAACGCUUUUUGUAUGUCUGUGGGAAUUUGCUUCUGUUAACGCACGAAGAGCUACAGAGACGGAUUCGCCACGGGUUGUUUUAUCCCCACCAAGUGUAAUUCGGCACGCCAAAAGACGCCAGGCUUUAUUAUCAGCCGAGAGAGAUACUUUUUCCCCUGGUCCUGUGAUCGAGGUGCUGUCGCUGACCCUUGACAGACAUUUCUCAGCUGCUUGGUUUUAGGAGGAGAGGACGCAAAGAUGCCCAAACCGAUCAAUGUUCGUGUGACCACCAUGGAUGCAGAGCUGGAGUUUGCCAUUCAGCCCAACACCACUGGAAAACAGCUUUUUGAUCAGGUCGUGAAGACAGUGGGCUUGAGGGAAGUCUGGUUCUUUGGCCUUCAAUAUGUGGACAGCAAGGGCUACAUAACUUGGCUCAAACUCAAUAAAAAGGUGACACAGCAAGACGUAAAGAAAGAGAACCCACUGCAGUUUAAGUUCAGAGCCAAGUUCUUUCCCGAGGAUGUUUCAGAGGAGCUCAUCCAGGAGAUAACCCAAAGACUCUUCUUCCUUCAGGUGAAAGAGGCCAUCCUGAACGAUGAGAACUACUGCCCCCCGGAAACAGCCGUGUUACUUGCCUCAUACGCAGUGCAGGCCAAAUAUGGAGACUACAUGAAGGAUGUUCACAAGCCCGGAUACCUCACUCACGACCGACUGCUGCCUCAGAGAGUGCUGGAGCAGCACAAACUAACCAAGGAGCAGUGGGAGGACAGGAUCCAGACAUGGCAUGAGGAACACAGAGGAAUUCUCAGGGAGGACUCCAUGAUGGAGUACUUAAAAAUUGCCCAGGACUUGGAGAUGUACGGGGUCAAUUACUUUGAAAUCAAAAACAAGAAAAGCACCCAGCUGUGGCUGGGCGUGGAUGCGCUCGGUCUUAACAUCUACGAGCACGAAGACAAGUUGACUCCAAAGAUCGGCUUCCCCUGGAGUGAAAUUCGAAACAUCUCCUUCAAUGACAAGAAGUUUGUGAUCAAACCCAUUGACAAGAAAGCACCAGACUUUGUGUUUUACGCUCCGCGACUGCGCAUCAACAAGCGCAUCUUGGCCUUGUGUAUGGGGAACCAUGAGCUGUACAUGAGGAGGAGAAAGCCCGACACCAUCGAGGUGCAGCAGAUGAAGGCCCAGGCCCGGGAGGAGAAGCACCAGAAGCAGAUGGAAAGGGCCCAACUGGAGAACGAAAAAAAGAGGCGAGAGGCUGCAGAGAAGGAGAAAGAGAAGAUUGAACGCGAGAAAGAAGAACUCGGGCAGAGGCUGAAACAAAUUGAAGAGCAGACCAUGAAAGCCCAAAAAGAGCUGGAGGAGCAGACUCGCCUGGCCUUGGAGUUGGAGCAAGAGAGGAAGAAAGCGCAGAUGGAGGCCGAGAGGUUGGAGAAGGACAGACAAGCAGCUGAGGAGGCCAAAGGCGAGCUGGCCAAACAGGCCGCAGACCAGCAGAAGAACCAAGAACAAUUGGCUGCUGAACUUGCUGAAUUCACAGCCAAGAUUGCUCUUCUGGAAGAUGCCAAGAAGAAAAAAGAAGACGAGGCCACAGAAUGGCAGCAUAAGGCUCUGUCCGCCCAGGAGGACCUGGAGAGGACCAAAGAGGAGCUGAAGACCGCCAUAACCACAGUGCCAGCCCCUCUGGGUGGCCACGGUGAAAGCGACCAUGACGAGCAGGACGAGAACCACGCCGAGGCGAGCGCCGAGCUUUCCAACGAGGGUGUCAGCCACCUGGACCUGCGCAGCGAGGAGGCUCGCAUCACCGAAGCCCAGAAGAACGAACGGGUCAAGAAACAACUCCAGACUUUAAGUUCCGAGUUGGCCUACGCCAGAGACGAAACCAAGAAGACCCAGAACGACGUCCUGCACGCCGAGAAUGUGAGAGCGGGUCGAGACAAGUACAAAACGCUGCGUCAAAUCCGACAGGGCAACACAAAGCAGCGCAUCGAUGAGUUCGAAUCCAUGUGAAAAAGACCUCUGCUCGCCCCCCCCCCCCCCCCACCCCCCUUCUCGUUCACUCCGAUCCACCCGCCCCCCCUCCAACCCUACGAUCUAUCUUGUCAGCCUGCCAAAGUGGUGCUCCUCAUGCCCUGCUUAAGAAUUGGGGAUAUGUGUGUGUGCCAGAGAUCCAACCCAGUACGCGUGACAGCAUCACACUACAGACAACAACAUGGAUUCUUUUCGUCACAGUAUGUCUGCCCUCUUUUUGCUUUUACCUUCUUCCGUUUUUGUUUCAAUCAUUUUAGCGUUUGUUUUUAGCCACCUCUCAAAGUCUGAGGCUCCACCAAGGACUAGACCCCCACAGAGAGCAGGAUUGGAAGGGGGGCAUGUAGAUGAUACAAAAAACUGAUGUUUAACUUCAAAAGGGUUCUGAAGUAUAUCCGUUCAAACUGGAUUUUUGUGUUUGUAUUACUUCAUUUCACAUUGUAUUGGGGAGGGGGGGAUACCUGACCCGACCCGACCCGACCCAUCACCUGUCAGGUGUGGAUGGAUGAAUGUAGCAAAGGUGACAAAGGGAAAGUACGUUAGGCACUGAGCCCCCGGCUGGGAAGUGUGAUGUCUCACGGAGCCUUGGUGUAGAUGCAUCACUUUGCAACCGGCCGCGGAGCUCCUGAACAUCAGUCUACCUCUUUGCCGCGCCCCGCUCCCCCCUUUCCAAAAACGAGGUGGCCUUAGUGUUCAGCUGCAUUUUAGAGACGUACGGAAUACGCAACGUGGUCUGAGGUGGGCUUGACGACUGCAUUGGCAAGCAACUCCCAUUUCACGUCAUCAAUUCAAGUGGAUCGUCGUCUUUGCACGUUUCCAACAAACCCACUCGAUAACUUUUUCUCUUAACAGUCCCAACAACGCUUUCAUGCUGGUAUUUAACUCUACUUGACAGCUGGUGCAGGUCCAGGGCUUUUUAAAGCUCUUUGCCUGCCCUCUCUGUGUAACAUGUUUGCCAACGGCAGGUACACACGCUCAUGUGCUUUUCAGUUGCGUUCCCAAAGACUAAAACCAGCCCAUGAACAUUUUCGUUGUUUAAAAAAAGGUUGGCUUUUCAAUUUUCUUAAGUCUCGCCCCGCCCCGUGACGCCAACCUGUGUGAUGAUGAUGAUGAUCUGGCACCAGCUGUCACAGUGCUGUUGUUUAUUUGAGUCAAUAUGUUUAUGUUAGAGGAUUCUUUAUGGAAAUAUGGUUUGCUGGAUCACCAAUAAAAAAAAUUACAUUUCA